Messenger RNA from Pedinophyceae sp. YPF-701, 333 nucleotides. The record is from the annotation of a GenBank genome assembly. NCBI's taxonomy places the organism in Eukaryota, Viridiplantae, Chlorophyta, Pedinophyceae.
AUGAGCGCCCUCAGGCAGGCCUCGCGCCUGCUCGCGCAGCAGGCCCGCUCGGGGUCGGUCAGCCAGGCGGUGCAGGCGGCCCUCCCUGGCCCAGCACAGGCCUCGGUGCCCGGCGCCGCGGGCCUCCGCGGCUUCCGGUCGUCCCCGGUGCCGCAGGUCGGCUACAUGGAGCACCACCACCACCACGACUGGGUGUGCAGCAUCUGGCGCAAGCCCAAGGCCUACAGGGUGCGCACUGCGGCACAGUACGUGACCCUGUUCUUCCUGUUCGGGUUCGGCACGCCCGCGUUCGCGCUCUGGUGGCAGAUGGACUUCAAGGGCAACCGCGGCUAA